This is a messenger RNA of Racocetra persica, 1392 nucleotides long. The record is from the annotation of a GenBank genome assembly. NCBI's taxonomy places the organism in Eukaryota, Fungi, Glomeromycota, Glomeromycetes, Diversisporales, Gigasporaceae.
CGGCAGACGGAUCCGUUCAGUUGGCUAAUCCAAAUUUUCAAUCUACAACCUCUUCAACCAAUACAUCUUCAGCCUCACGCAGCCAAUCAGUGACAAGUGCUAAUCUUCACCAUAUUAUCCAAAGUCUAGGCGGAUCCCAAGUUAAUUUAGGUUUAACAAAUGAACAACUUGCUCACGAGAUCAUAAUCGAUCCGGAUUUCGAAUUAAAGCCUCCAAAACUUUCUGAAUUAGAAGAACGUGUGCGAGCUAUCGCUACUAAGGCUUUCUUUGAUUCCGUAAAAGCUGAUCUUGAGCAAGGACAGUAUGAGAGAUGGGUGCCCGAACUUUUAUCUGACGUUAAGCAGCGUCUUCUCGAUCUUGUUUCUCCUACUUCUUCUUUACGUUCAUCCAUCAAUGAAGUUCUUGACAUUGAUUUGAUUACUCAACAAACAAAAGCGGGUGUUUAUAAUAUACAUAACUGUAUUGUUUUUAUUAUAAAUACAAUGCUUCAAAUAUGCGCACCUGUUCGUGAUGAAGAAAUUCAAAAACUUAAGGAUUUAAAUGAUUUUGCGGAAAUCUUUCAAAAGUUAUUAAAUAUUUUAGAUCAAAUGAGACUGGAUCUCGCUAAUUUUCGUGUCAAGGCUUUUAGGCCUUACUUAAAGGAGCAUGCCAUUGAGUAUGAACGCCGCAAAUUUGAACAGGCUUUACAAUCCAAACGUUUAACACUUGAUUUGACAAAAUCAUGGAUUAAACAAAUUGUUAAUUCCCUUUUGCGUACCAGAGCAGAGCGCAAUCCAGAAAAUAUUCAUUUGCCACAACAUCGACAUAAUCAUGGUAUUAAAUUUGAUCAAGUGUAUAAUGAAUCAUUUGUCUCUUUUAUUUUCCAACCGUCAACAAUUGACAAAAACAACUGCCCUGAAACUCUUUUGCUUGAUAUUGAAAGGCUCUGGAAUUAUCAGAAUGAAGGGCAGGCCAUCACUAUUGUAGCUGCUUUGUUAAUGCUUACUAAAAAUGUGGCAGGUGGAAACGUUAAUAGCGCUUCUGAUGAUCUUACAACCUUAAAGGAUACCCUCUUUGUUCUUCUUAUGGAUGGAGAUACUACAAUUGAUAACUUAACAGCCGAAAUUUUAUCAUAUUUCCCAUCAACUCUUUCAUCUGAAACUCAAACAUUAAUUAAAUCGAUGGUUUCCAAGACACUUUCGCAAUCUGACAAAGUGUUUUCCCUCUUAUCCCGCCGGAUUCAAAAUAUCAUGAAACAACAUCUUCAAACGGGACAAUUUCCUAAAAAGGAAACUUUGGCCCAGCACGGAGUAAUUGCUGUUGCUAAAGAACUGGAACAAUUAAGCAGAAAAAUUUGCAUAUUGGGAAGAUAUAACCGUGAAGUUUAUGCUUAUUGGUAUGAUACGAUUAUUC